CAGACAGCGCGUUCCCCAUCGACCUCAAGAAGUUCAAAAAGCUCCAGCUUGACCCGUCGAAGCCGCAGCUAACGGAGGACCAGAAGUCUGCGCUCCUUUUCAACAUCCAGCUCCUCCGUGAUGCGAUUGUUUUGUUCACGGCGACGGGAGCAGCAAGGGGAGUGAGUGGGCACACUGGUGGUGCCUAUGACACUGUGCCGGAAGUUGUAAUGCUCCUAGGGCUGUUUGAAUCGUCGGACAAGUUCUACCCUACCGUCUUCGAUGAAGCAGGUCACCGUGUCGCGACGCAGUACCUCUUGUCUGCCUUGCAAGGUCACAUCCCCGCCGAGCACCUCCUCCACUACCGCGAGGCCAACUCGAAGCUCCCUGGACACCCCGAGCUCGGCCUGACGCCAGGAGUCAAGUUCUCCUCCGGCCGCUUGGGACACGUCUGGCCGCUCGUGAACGGUGUCGCGAUGGCCAACCGCGACAAGACCGUAUUCUGUCUGGGCUCGGACGGCUCGCAGCAGGAGGGUGACGACGCUGAGGCCGCUCGCUUGGCUGUUGCCCAGAAGUUGAACGUGAAGCUGCUCAUUGAUGACAAUGAUGUCACGAUCGCCGGCCACCCGUCAGAAUACUUGCCCGGCUACGAUCUGACUAAGACGCUCCAGGGACACGGUCUCAAGGUUGUUACUGUCCAGGGCGAGGACUACGAUGCGCUCUGGGGUGGUAUCUGCGAAGUUAUCAACUACGACGGACCCGCGGCCGUUAUCUCCAAGCGUGUUAUGGCUCCCGGCAUCCCUGACAUCGAGGGCAGCUCGCACGGACACGACGUCAUUCCGGUCAAGUCUGCGCUCAAGUACUUCACGGCGCGUGGCUACCCAGAGUCGAUGGCGUCGGACAUCUUGCUCAACAUCAAGCCCUCGUCCGUGCCGUACUUGCACGUUGGUUCUACGAAGGAGGUCGGCGCCAACCGUGUUGUCUUCGGUGAGGCAGUUAACUCGGUCCUGGACGAGCUGAGCAAAGAGGAGGCCGCGAAGAAGGUCAUGGUCAUCGACAGCGACCUCGAGGGCUCGACUGGUCUCAAGGCCAUCCACCAGAAGCACCCCGAGGUGUUCGUCCCGUCAGGCAUCAUGGAGCGCGGCAACUUCUCCGCGGCGGCGGGCUUCGGGUUCGCCCCCGACAAGUUCGGCGUGUUCAGCACGUUCAGCGCGUUCCUCGAGAUGAUCAUCUCGGAGGUGACGAUGGCGCGGCUGAACCACUGCAAUGUGCUCUGCCACUUCUCGCACUCGGGCGUCGACGAGAUGGCGGACAACACGUGCCACUUCGGCGUGAACAACUUCUUCGCGGACAACGGUCUCUCGGACACACACUCGUGGCUAUACUUCCCCGCGGACCCGUUGCAGAUGACGAAGAUCGUCCGCAAAGUGUUCUUUGACCGCGGCAUUCGCUUCGUGUUCUCGACCCGCUCGAAGGUGCCAUACAUCCUCAAGGAAGACGGCAAGACCAAGUUCUUCGGAGACGACUACGAGUUCGUGCCCGGGAAGGAUGAGGUGAUCUGCGAGGGCAAGGCCGGGUACGUUGUCAGCUACGGCGACAUGCUCUACCGCGCCUGGGAUGCCGUUCUGCGGUGCAGGCAGGAGGGCCUGGACAUCGGUCUCAUCAACAAGCCGACUUUGAACUUGGUUGACGAGCAGGCUAUCAGGAAGUACGGCUCCAGCCCCUUCGUCCUCGUCGUCGAGUCUCUCAACCGGAAGACUGGGCUUGGGUCUAAGAUGGGUACCUGGUUGCUCGAGCGUCAGCUCACGCCCAAGUACGGCUACAUGGGCACCGUCAAGGAGGGCUGCGGUGGGUUGCAGGAGCAGAUCCCCUUCCAGGGCUUGGACCCGCAAUCGAUCAUCGUCAAGAUCCACGAACUGUCUCACAGCAAUGCGAAGACGAUCUAAAUGCAAUGUCAAACAUAGACGGGGGUGUACGAGCGCAGUAUUCAUGGAUUUGUACAAAGAACGGCACAUGUAUAGAUGAGAUAACAUUGUUUCCGUGCCAAAUGCGAAGCGUGACAAUACUGUUGGUCUGACUGGUAGGAUGCAUCGGAAGUUCAAGUUUGUAUAACAC
Molecule: messenger RNA, 2094 nt
Organism: Gloeophyllum trabeum ATCC 11539
Lineage: Eukaryota; Fungi; Basidiomycota; Agaricomycetes; Gloeophyllales; Gloeophyllaceae
Product: transketolase
Exons: 7
Coding region: 210-1925 (571 amino acids)
Molecular function (GO): catalytic activity
Source: RefSeq, a predicted model, not a curated record